CACUAAAAGUCCAAUGAACACUACCAAAGCUGGAACACUACCAUUGCAUAAAAUUGGAACACUACCAUUGCAAACAUACCAAUGAACACUACCAUUCCACACCAAGCUAUACAUGUGAGAAGAUAAGUACCAAAACAAUAGAUCAAUGCAUCAAAUCUCGCCAAUAGCCGACUCAGAAUCCGGAGGAGGUGAAAUUUGUUAGUGUUGUGGUAUAUGAUCCACGAUUGAACCUCUCCCAACAACUCGAGUUAUUGGGAUCAACUGGUUCAUGACAUGGUAUCAAAGUCUUCUGUGACCGAGAGGUCUUGUGUUCGAUUCCCGGUGACCCCCAUUUGUUAAACACAUGGUAUUCUUGUCUUCAGACCUGUGCAAACUUCAAGCCCUUUUGAGUGGCUUUCGUUUGAGGGGGCGUGUUAGUGUUGUGGUAUAUGAUCCACGAUUGAACCUCUCCCAACAACUCGAGUUAUUGGGAUCAACUGGUUCAUGACAAAAUCAACCUCGCGAGUGCACCGUCUUCACCAUACAGAGAAACAAACCGUCGCCGUCGCGGGAAACGAUACAGAGCCGUCGAACCCCUCGCCGAUUCACCAUCAGAGAAACAAACAGUCGCCGACCCGGAGAGAAAGACAGUGGCGCUGUCGGCUGCACGUGGUCGUCGUCGACUGCAUGGAGUCAUCAUUGUGGGCUGCACAGAGUCAUCGUCGUCGGAUGCACGAAGUUGGUGGCGGCGGCGGCUACACGGAGUCGGAGGCGGCGGCGGCGGCUGCACGAAGUCGAUCAGCGGAGCUAUGCAUAAUCAUCCUUCCUCCCGACCUCGAUGGAAGCUUGCGGCGGGUUUGAUUGGAGGGAGGAUAGAAGUAGGAUUUGGCUAGAAUAUAUAUAAUAAUCUGGUGUUGUCUCUUUUUUGUUUCCGAAAUUACCCUGGAACAAUCUUAACCGUGAGAUUUAAAAAAAAAUGGUGGAUACGGAUGUAGCCAUGGAUUGGUGGCUACUAGAAUUUUAGUUACCACCCUAACGCAUUCCGGAGAGAGAGCUAAUUGGGAGAGAAAAUUUUAAUAUGUAUAUGUAACUUUACAAAUUUUAUUUUAAUAAAAAGGUAAUUAAUAA
This is a messenger RNA of Linum trigynum, 1107 nucleotides long. NCBI's taxonomy places the organism in Eukaryota, Viridiplantae, Streptophyta, Magnoliopsida, Malpighiales, Linaceae. The record is from the annotation of a GenBank genome assembly.